Molecule: messenger RNA, 4354 nt
Organism: Limanda limanda (common dab)
Lineage: Eukaryota; Metazoa; Chordata; Actinopteri; Pleuronectiformes; Pleuronectidae
Product: cullin-5-like
Exons: 19
Coding region: 1-2343 (780 amino acids)
Biological process (GO): protein ubiquitination; SCF-dependent proteasomal ubiquitin-dependent protein catabolic process
Cellular component (GO): Cul5-RING ubiquitin ligase complex; SCF ubiquitin ligase complex
Molecular function (GO): ubiquitin protein ligase binding
Source: RefSeq, a predicted model, not a curated record
AUGGCGACGUCGAAUCUGAUAAAGAACAAGGGCUCCCUGCAGUUUGAGGACAAGUGGGAGCUGAUGCGGCCCAUCGUUCUCAAGCUGCUCAGACAGGAGGCCGUCACCAAGCAACAGUGGUUCGACUUGUUCUCGGAUGUUCAUGCUGUGUGUCUAUGGGACGACAAAGGACCAGCCAAGAUCCACCAGGCUCUCAAAGAGGACAUCCUGGACUUCAUCAAACAAGCACAGGCUCGGGUGCUGAGCCACCAGGACGACACAGCACUGCUCAAAGCUUACAUCGUCGAGUGGAGGAAGUUCUUCACCCAGUGUGACAUCCUGCCGAAGCCCUUCUGUCAGCUGGAGAUCACACUCAUGGGCAAACAGGGCAGCAACAAGAAAGCAAACAUGGAGGACAGCAUCGUACGCAAGCUGAUGCUGGACACGUGGAACGAAUCGAUUUUUUCCAACAUCAAGAGUCGCCUGCAGGACAGCGCCAUGAAGUUAGUCCACGCUGAGAGGCUGGGGGAGGCCUUCGACUCCCAGCUGGUCAUCGGAGUACGAGAGUCGUAUGUGAACCUGUGCUCGAACCCAGAGGACAAGCUGCAGAUCUACAGGGAUAACUUUGAGAAAGCCUACCUGGACUCCACAGAGAGGUUUUACAGAACACAGGCGCCCGCCUACCUGCAACAAAAUGGCGUCCAGAACUACAUGAAAUAUGCAGACGCGAAGCUGAGAGAAGAGGAGAAGAGAGCACUUAGAUACCUGGAGACACGUCGUGAAUGUAACUCUGUUCAAGCACUUAUGGAAUGUUGUGUGAACGCUCUGGUGACCUCGUUCAAAGAGACCAUCUUAGCCGAAUGUCCGGGGAUGAUCAAACGCAACGAGACAGACAAGCUGCACCUCAUGUUUUCACUGAUGGACAAGGUUCCCAGUGGGAUCGAGCCAAUGCUGAAAGACCUGGAGGAUCAUAUCCUCAAUGCUGGACUAGCAGACAUGGUGGCUGCUGCAGAGACCAUCACAACUGACUCGGAGAAGUAUGUGGAGCAGCUGCUGACGUUGUUCAACCGGUUCAGUAAACUGGUGAAGGAGGCGUUCCAGGACGACCCUCGCUUCCUGACGUCCAGAGAUAAGUCGUACAAAGCUGUUGUCAAUGAUGCCACAAUCUUCAAACUGGAGCUGCCAUUGAAACAGAAAGGUGUGGGUAUGAAGACUCAGCCGGAGUCAAAGUGUCCGGAGCUGCUGGCAAACUACUGUGACAUGUUGCUGAGGAAAACUCCUCUCAGCAAGAAACUCGGCUCAGAGGAAAUCGAGUUCAAACUCAAAGAAGUGCUCUUAGUGUUGAAGUAUGUCCAGAAUAAAGACGUGUUCAUGCGCUACCACAAAGCUCACCUGACCAGACGCCUGAUUCUGGACAUUUCCGCUGACAGUGAGAUUGAGGAGAACAUGGUGGAGUGGCUGAGGGAAGUCGGGAUGCCGGCAGACUAUGUGAAUAAAUUAGCCAGAAUGUUUCAGGACAUCAAGGUGUCAGAGGACCUCAACCAGGUCUUCAAAGAGAUGCACAAACACAACAGACUGGCACUGCCAGCGGACAGCGUGAACAUUAAGAUCCUGAACGCUGGAGCCUGGUCCCGGAGCAGUGAGAAGGUGUUUGUGUCGCUGCCCACGGAGCUGGAGGACCUGAUCCCUGAGGUGGAGGACUUCUACAAGAGGAACCACAGCGGCCGCAAGCUCCACUGGCAUCACCUCAUGUCCAACGGCAUUAUCACCUUUAAAAACGAAGUGGGUCAGUACGACCUGGAGGUCACGACCUUCCAGCUCGCCGUGCUGUUCGCCUGGAACCAGAGACCCAGAGAGAGGAUCAGCUUUGAGAACCUGAAGCUGGCCACAGAGCUGCCGGACGCCGAGCUGCGGCGCACACUCUGGUCCCUCGUCGCCUUCCCCAAACUGAAGAGACAGGUGUUGUCUUACGAUCCUUCAGUUAAUUCUCCCAAAGACUUCACCGACAGCACAAUCUUCUACGUCAACCAGGAGUUCUCCCUCAUCAAGAACUCCAAAGUCCAGAAGCGAGGGAAGAUCAAUCUGAUUGGUCGACUGCAGCUGACCACUGAGCGAAUGAGAGAGGAGGAGAACGAAGGAAUCGUGCAGCUCAGAAUACUCCGAACUCAGGAGGCCAUCAUCCAAAUCAUGAAGAUGAGGAAGAGGCUCAGCAACGCUCAGCUGCAGACGGAGCUGGUGGAGAUCCUGAAGAACAUGUUCCUGCCACAGAAGAAGAUGAUCAAGGAGCAGAUCGAGUGGCUCAUCGAACACAAGUACAUAAAGAGGGAGGAGGCCGACAUCAACACCUUCCUCUACAUGGCUUAGGCCGCGAUGGAGGCUGUGCUUUAGGAUCUGUUUUUAACUCCUGGCCUGCGACCGGCGCUUUGGAAACCUGCAAGACGAGUUUGAAGAAGAGGAGAGGGAUGGGGAUGAUGAGGAGGGAGUGUGUUGAAGGACAAGAAUAAGCGUUUUUAUGUUCGUGAGAUGCCAGUGUGUCAUCUGGAGUAAUUGUAAAGCGUAGUGUCGAGUCACCAGGCUGCGUUUGUCUCUGCCGCCCUCUAGUGUCAGAUCAGAGGAGAAGGACAAUGCUGGGCGCCGUCUGCCGGAACUUCAGAAGAAAACAAAUAUCGAGACAUUUAAAUGAAGUACUUCCUGCCUUACUUUCAUCAGCAGCCGACUGCAGAGGAAGAGGAGGAGCUGUGAGGAGGACCCGCUGAUAUCAAUCCUUUGCUUUCACUUGAUGCCACCGCUGUGGUCUCAGCGGCAGCCAUCUUGCUUCCCUCCUGUUAUCUACGUUGGUCUUAUUUUUGAACAAGGAAGCAACGAGCUGCGAGUGAAACUACUAUUGAGGAGAAGUGGACACAGACUAGUUCAAACUACCGAGGAGUAUUUUUGCCAAAUCGUGUGUGUUUGUGUGUGCGCGUGUGUGUGUCUGUACGUUUGGGACUCGGGUGCAUGGUGUGUCUUUUAAUUGUGUAUGUGUGUGCACUUUCAACAGCAUGCUGCUCUAUGACGUUUUUGUUAGUUUUUUUUGUUCAGUGGAGGAUCUGUCACACUUGAGAAAAACUAUGACGAGCUGCCGUUAAAAUGCAGGUAUUUAGUUUUCGUUUUGUUCGUUAACAACAUCAGGUUAAGUUGAUCAGCAGAUUACACCCCCAAGAGUGUGUUUGUGUGUGUGUGUGUGUGUGUGUGUGUGUGUGUCAGUGUGCGGGACAAUUAUCAAACUGCAAACUAUUUAUUUUGUGUGUGCAAACCUGUGAGAUUAAAAACUAGCUGAAUGAAUCAAAGACAGACGUUACGAGUCACCAGGGGCUUCUUUUUUGUUUUAUGUACAGCAGUAAAAAAAGAAACACACAAACACACACACACACAUUGUGAUUGAAGGUUGUGAAUGACGUUCUUUUCAGUUCAGUCCCAGGAAAAUCAGAAUCUUUGUCACAAAAUGAUCUGGUUCAGACUUUUUAAAACUUGUCUUGAUUUUAUUCUGUCUGUAGGUUUGUUAAAGUCGGUCGAUUUCAUGUCUGAUUUCCAGAAGAUGGAUGAGAGAGUAAAAUCAAGAUCAAGUUUUAAAACCAGAGUCUGACCCUGAACACACACUCUGACGCUGCAGCAUCUUUUCAGUUGCGACUCAUCUCACUCACUAUCGACUCCAUCAGAGUUUCACUCUUCAUCUUAGAUUUUUCUUUUGCGUUACAAUUUAAAAAGAAAAUAUAGCAGUUUUGGGAUUUUUGUAACAAUGCUGAUGAAUUAGAUUUGACCACAAAUCCCUCAAAGGUCCGAAAAGUUUUGCUGCUCGUUGGAAACUUGAUCUUUAAAUGUGACAAAUAACCUUUGAGAUAUUUAGCUGCAGGAGCACAACAUCAUUUACAUUAUUUUAAGUUUUUCUCACAGUUUCUUACAAUUUUUCAGACGUAAAACAUGAUAAAGAUUUUUUUAUUUUAUAGGAAGACAGCUUAAAAACAUGUUAAAGCAGCUGGAAUAAUCACGACAACAUUGACACAGUGUUGAUUUUCACAUCCUGAUUCAUAUAGCUGCAUUUUUAAAGACAUUUCCUAUAUUUUAUCUUUUAGAGAUUGACAGUCACAGUGGCUCUUGGAUCUUUUCUGUCUCACAGACAAUGGAAAACUCUCCUGAGUGAAACCAGUGUCACCAGUUGCUGAGAUGUCUGAGCUUCACUGUCAUGACACAACAUUUCAAUCUAGAGGAAACGUUUAUUUAAAAUCUGUAUUUUUGUUCUGUGAGCUUUUGUUCUGGUUCUGCUCAGACUGGAUUUCCUGUUAAACUGGAUCCUGAAAUCUAUGAGCAGGAAACAGAACAGUGAAUGCGUGUGUGUCUG